AUAAACUUGUCUUCUGCAUGUUCACCGUACUGUUCCCAUUGCUUCGUCUUUUAACGGACGAUUGAGAUGAAGAAAAGCCAUUUCAGACUCCAUCUUUCUUCUUGUUAAUUCCUAUUGCUGCUUUAUUAUGCCUCACAGCUGUUUCAUUUAGGUUUUCACAGUAACUAAACUCAUUCAGAUCUGACAAGCUAUCAUGACAACACAAGCGCCAACAUCAUCUUCCAUCCAUGAUCAUUGGACUUAUGACGUCUUUAUCAAUUUUAGAGGGGAAGAUACUCGUUAUGGCUUCACAGGAUAUUUGUAUGAUGCUCUAUCUAAAAUGGGAGUUCGCACCUUCUUUGAUGAUGAGGAAAUAAGAAAGGGCGAUGUAAUUACUCCAACACUUCGCAAAGCAAUCGAAGAAUCUAGGAUGGCUAUCUGUGUGUUUUCUAAAAACUAUGCAACCUCAACAUUUUGUCUUGACGAACUUGUCCACAUCCAUCAAUGUUUUAAGAGAGAUGGACGGCAAAUUUGGCCAAUCUUUUAUGAAGUGGAGCCAUCAGAAGUGCGACAUCAAAAAGGGAUUUAUGCUCAAGCUUUGGAUGACCAUACAAUUAAAAACAAAGCUGAUGAACACAAGAUGCGGAGUUGGAAGCUUACACUGCAUGAAAUAGCUAAUAUCAGUGGCAAACAUCUCACACCCAGGGCACAAAUAAAGUUAGGAUCAUAGCUUCAGAAAAGUUUUCCAAAUAUACAGAAGUAACUUGGGAUGGAAAAGCCUUCAAGAAAAUGCCAAAUCUCAAAAUUCUUAGUUUGAAGAAUUUAAAGUUUUCAAAAGGCCCCCAAUAUUUACCCAACAGUUUGAAAGUGCUGGAAUGGCAAGAAUAUCCUUCAUCAUGCUUGCCACUUGAGUUUCAUCCAAAGGAACUUUUGUAAUGAAAGUGACAAAUAGUUGUUUAAAGCCGACGGAAAUAAUUAAGGUAAGGACCUGAUCAUCUUAUCUGUAUUUAUUUGAUAUAAGUACCCCUCUAUUUGAUGAUUUCUUUAAUUGAACAUUUUUUUUAUGGUUUUAGCUUCGACAAACGGCCUCGACUCUGAGUGUUUUGAAUCUCAAAAAGUGCCAAAAUAUUACACAAAUACCGAAUUUACCUGCCCUCCCAAAUUUAAAAGAAUUAAAUCUUGCUGGAUGCAAGAAUUUAAUUGCCAUUGAUGAUUCGGUUGGAGAAUUAAAAGACUUGAAAUCUUGGAUGUGCAUAAAUGUGCCAAACUUAAAACUUUUCCCUAUUAUAUCAAGUCAUCAUAUCUUAAACAGCUCUGUCUUUCAUACUGCUCAAGCCUGAAAUACUUUCCAGAAAUACUAGAGAAAGUGCAACUAACACAAUUGGAGUUGAGGGAAACUGGGAUAGAAAAACUGCCUCCAUCAAUUUGCAAUCUUAUUAACCUUUUUAAUAUAGAAAUUAGUGGGAAAAUCGAGCCACCAAGUAUGAAUUUUUUGUUGCCAGAACAAUAUGAGAAUUUUGAUGAAGGUUAUGGAAAGUUGCUGAAGGAAGUGAUUCCAUUUCGAAGAUUAAGUUUUGUUAACCUCAGAAAUGUAGUAUAUCAUGCAAUAAGAGCCUACAAAUUUAUCUACGUUGGUUCUCAAACGUGAAAAUCUUGAUAUUGGACAAUAGUGAUUUCACAAUUCUGCCUGCCUGCAUAAAAGAAUGCAGGUUUUUGGAGGCACUUUCUUUAAAUGGGUGCAAGUAUUUGCAAGAAGUGGAAGGAAUUCCACCAAACAUAGGAGUGUUGGAUGCAACAGAUUGCAUAAUGUUGAGUUCAGAGUCGAGAAACUUUUUGUUGAGUAAGGAACUAAUUAGGACUUUGUUGAUCAAACAUGGGGUUUAUAGAACCAUCCAAUUCAUGGUGCCGAGAUCAAGCACCCCAGAAUGGUUGGAUCUCUCUAAGAAAGGAGGAUCUAUUUCUUUUUGGUUUCGUAACUUCUUUCCAACUCUUUGUCAUUGUGUUCUUCUCAAACCAAGUUCUGAUGAUGCAAGUUUCAAGCCUAAGGUGCGCAUUAAUGGAAAACCUGCAAAAACUGUAAUAUUAUUCCUUUUUCCAUCGGUCAAUUUUUCCAAAAGUAAAGAGGAUCAUAUAUUACUCUAUCAACUUCGAGGGAAUGACUUUGUCAAGAUUAUGAGAUGAGACAUGAAUUUAAAGAAGGUGCGUGGAAUUAUGCACAAAUUUCAUUCUCGAACAGUUGUCAGUAUGGGGAUGAUAUAAAGGAGAGUGGAAUUUAUAUUGUCAAACAACAUUGUAACAUAGAAGAUAUCCGAUUCGCUCGUCCCUUAAAUUUGGAUUCCAUGAAUAUUGACCAAGAAGAGCAACCAAUGCUGAAAAAGAGGCGGUUGAUGGAGGGUAAUCAUAUUAUUUCAGAUUCCGUCAAUGUUGACCAAGGACAAGAACCCACUAUUUCAUGUAAGGAGGAUCUCCAUGGCAACCUUCUACAGCUACAGGAAGUUGAAUACGAAAGCAAAACACAAAUAAUAGACAUUCAACCUCCAAGUAGAGCAAAUGAAGAAUUGGUUCAAAUAAGGAAGCCAGAUAUGAAUAUGAUGCAACAAGAAGAUGAAGCUUCAACCGAUGAUCAAAUCACAAAGAGCUUUGAAAAUGUCAUAAAUGGCAAAGGAGAAGACAUCGUAGUUUACAAAGAUGAUCCCAUUAAUAACAACAAUAUAACAGAGAUGACUGGAAAAGAUUACAUAUAUGACUCAAAUGGCAACAUGACGUGGGAUCCAAUGGAAUGGGAAGAAUAUGAAGCAACAAGUAAUGAUCAUAUUAAUAACAAUAAGGAUCAACGUGAGCAGAGAAGAUAUCAUCCAUGGUUUUUGUGUUUUAAUCUCUUCACUUUCGUUGCCUCGCUCUGUUCUUCUUCUUAAUCGGAUCUUUCUCCAUUGCAAGACGCUGGAAUGAAUUAUCAUUGGAGUCUUUAAUUUGAACUCUUUUGUUAGCUAUAAAUUCUAGACUUUCGAAUUUUUUGUAAUGGUUUUGGUUUACUCAUAUUUUGAUGGAAACUUAAUUCA
Prosopis cineraria is the source of this 3038-nucleotide messenger RNA. RefSeq lists its product as uncharacterized. Bases 2157 to 2894 code for a protein of 245 amino acids. NCBI's taxonomy places the organism in Eukaryota, Viridiplantae, Streptophyta, Magnoliopsida, Fabales, Fabaceae. The record is from RefSeq and is a predicted model, not a curated record. The transcript has 9 exons.